AUGUCCGACCAAUACCUACAACUGGCCUCGUCAACCCAACAGUCCAGCGCGCCUUCAACGCCGUUGGUACCCACAGACUCCGCCACAUCGCUGGUCAAUCUUCCCACGCACUCAUCAGCAGCCACCGGAGACAGCACCCAACUACGCCCACACACCGGGAGACACCUCCACACGCUAUCAAACAACUCACUCACACACCCACUGCCUCGCACCAGCACCCCCACGCACGAGCAUGGCCACACACACACGCACGCACACACUAACCUGUUGACAUCGCAUCGUAAGCUCGAACAGACGUGGUCUACGCCAGCGCCUUCGUAUGCGGCGACUGCGCACGCACCUGCCAGCAGAGCGAUGGACGUUACACACUCACACACACAGCUGGCAACGACCACGGGGGGAGUAGGUGGUAGCAGCAGCAGCACAUUCGCACACAAACACAGCACGUGUGGGCUACUGCAGACACAGGCACACACAGGCACACAUACAAACACACACACCAGCACACACACACAGAAGCAUCUGCACCAGCCGGGCAGUGGGCUUGGGCCGGAGGGACAUGCGCAGGAUCAGGCAAGGGUAACCCAUUCACAGAUACUAACACACUCCCAAGCACGCGCACACUCUCCCCUACCACUGCGCAAGAAUAUCUUAGCCACAAUGACCACACCUGCACUGGGUAGUGUGGGUGGGUUGGGUCUAGGGGGUGGCUCGGGAAGUGGUACCAACUCCGAGGCCGUUGGUACUAGCUCCAACACCGCAGCCGAUCUGCGGGCGCGUGCGGUGACCCCGGAUGGCAAGCACACGCUGAUGUCUGGGGCUGCGGAGGGGAACACCGGCACACAGCCACAGCCACACCACGGGGAGAGAACGAAUAGCAGGCCUAAAAGCAACCAAGACGAGGCACAUACAAGCACAGACACGUCCACACAGGCAACACUGGAAGGUGCUGAUAUGAACUCGAUACGGUCACGCUCAGGGUCAAGCUCAGCACCCCCACCAAACUCACUGCCAGGUGCAAGUGGACAAGCUGCCGGGGAUGAUCAGUGCUGCAACGUGCGCAAUGUCAACAACUGCCUGUCUGUGUCUGGUAAGCAU
Molecule: messenger RNA, 1098 nt
Organism: Sphaeroforma arctica JP610
Lineage: Eukaryota; Ichthyosporea; Ichthyophonida
Exons: 1
Source: RefSeq, a predicted model, not a curated record